Molecule: messenger RNA, 1351 nt
Organism: Adelges cooleyi (spruce gall adelgid)
Lineage: Eukaryota; Metazoa; Arthropoda; Insecta; Hemiptera; Adelgidae
Exons: 2
Coding region: 77-565 (162 amino acids)
Source: RefSeq, a predicted model, not a curated record
UCGACUCGCCUUCCGAUGAUUAGUUUUGGAAAUAAUUGAUUUACAAUAAUAAUACUACCUAGAAAACAAAAACACCAUGAACGAACAGAAGAAAAGCAUACUUCAAAGCAACAAAGGGGACGACUUUUUUGGCCGCAGAAGAGUUCGGCCAGAAUACCGACCAGAACCGACUCUUUAUUCGUCGGUAAUUCAAACGGAAAGUAAAUUAAAACGGAUUUCGAUCGGUGACGAGGAGGUCGACACAAAAUUGAAAUCUAUUGCCAGCAAAGCUGGAAUAAAAAAUAUUAAUUUUCCGUUGACCGAGCAAAUAUACAAUUACGCCAAUAUGGUCGACGUCGGUCUGCACAGUAAUGUGAAACCGGUGGCCAAACGUAAACCGCGAGAGGUGCGGACGAGCACGCUGCACCCUGUACCCAAACUUGAGGAUUACUACCGACCUUGUUACGAUAACAUCCAACAAAUAGAGAUAAACACGGUAAUACCAAGUCGAGAACUAACGGUUCAGUACGACGGACUGGCCUUGACCAGGUUAAUAAACGAAAUUGACAAAGUCGUUUUCGAAUGAAACGUGAAGACGACAUAUUUUUAAAAAAAGAAAAUAUUUUUAAAGUAACAUUUAUACCUAAUUAAUGUAAGUUUUUAUCUCUCGACAAGUACAAUACUGUGAUAGUAUUUUUUAACACCCUAAUCAAGACUGUUAUUAUUAUUAAUAAAUGUUUAAUUUUUAAUUGUGAAUUUUAAUUCGGUUGACGCUAAUUUAUAGGUAGCCAAACAUAAUAUACAUUUUUUAUUGAUUGUACUUAUCUAAAUGUAUUCUUUUUAAUAUUAUAUAUUUUGUAUAUUUUGAAUAGCGAUUUUAUUUUUAGUUUAUUAUUUUGAAAACAAAUUAAGCCGAUACAAAUCAAAACAGUAGUGUCGUGGUAGUCGCAACCGUAAAAUUCUACUGUGCCGUUAGGCAGUUAUUGAUCUGUACAUUUGCUUUCUGUAAAAAGUACAUAAUAUCUGAGCUGUACCUAAAUACUGAGAAUAAAAAUAACAGUUUAAACAAAAUUUCCUCACAAUCCCGCUAAGGUAAAUUGUAUUUUAUUUAAAUAAAAUUCUUAUUAAAAAAAAAAUUAAAUAAUACAAAUAGACGUACUCGACCGAUUUAUCGUAAACAAUAUCAGUUUUUUUUUAUUUUGCCUAAGUUUAAGUAAUAUAAAUAUUAUGUACAAAAUUAAUGGCGUUCUAUAAUUAUACUCAUCAAGAAACGGGUUUGAAACCGAUUUCAACGCGUUUUAGCUGUGUAAAACUGUGACUUGAUUGAUACUGCCUUUUUUUGUUAUUAUUUCAAAUACUUGGCCUGAAACAA